ACCCCUAGUCACGUUCUUCCCCGCACCGAAUGGCGGCGCCGAGCGUCGUACCAUGGUGUCGCGGUGGCUCCAUUCGCCGGACUGGCGUGCAUCGGCGAAUCCCGCGCGCUGCUCCGUCGAAUGGCGCUUGCCGCGCCGCGAGCGCAUGGUCAUAAGGCGGCACAAGGAAAUGAAGGUGGCAGCCAUUGGGCACGGAGGCCGGCUCCCGCCGUCGUCCGGGAUGCGCAGCGCCGAGCGCCAGACCCCGGCGCCUUUUUUCAAUGCGAGGUGACGGGGAAAAGUGUCUGCACUGGUGGCAUGGAAGCCACGCUUGACGUCGUCCAUAAAUCCGGCGCAUCAUCAGCUUGAUCCGCCCGUCUCCGGGCAGGAGAACGACGAUGGCGCGGUACUGGCCAUGCACGAGGUGCCGAUGCGGCGAUCGUGAGGUAAGGUUUUGGUGGACUCAAUACGCCCUGCAGCUGCUCGAUGAAAUGGACACACAGGCCAACAAGAACAGAGGAAAAAAACAGGGCAACAAGACUCAGUUGUGGUCCAGGCAACAAAUGCCCUUCUUUUUUUCACCCAAGACUGAACCAGCGACGCACCCUGGCUCCUCACUUUUGAUGUCCAGUAACAGUACACCCACCACGUGAACUGAUGGCUGCUCUAAUGUCUGGAUUUAUUGGACAUCCAGAGUCUGUCACCUUUUGACCCUUGAUUCUUCCAUGGGAGCAGGCAUAGUGCAACAAUGAAUUAAAUUCCCUAGCAUAUGAAUGUUCAUCCAAUGGCACAUGCCACACAAUUCUCAGCUGCUGAUUAAAUAAUCAAGGUGUGAACCAGUUGCUCUCUUCAAGAUUGGGCUGUCCUUUGUAUACUAGUGUAGCAUUCAAGAAUAAAGGUUUGUGGUGUACCUUUAGUACCGAGUUUGUUCACUAAAUUUUACCCGGUAAUCUCAAUCACAACAUUACAAAACUGA
Molecule: messenger RNA, 955 nt
Organism: Hordeum vulgare subsp. vulgare (domesticated barley)
Lineage: Eukaryota; Viridiplantae; Streptophyta; Magnoliopsida; Poales; Poaceae
Exons: 3
Coding region: 378-632 (84 amino acids)
Source: RefSeq, a predicted model, not a curated record